Mesorhabditis spiculigera is the source of this 759-nucleotide messenger RNA. NCBI's taxonomy places the organism in Eukaryota, Metazoa, Nematoda, Chromadorea, Rhabditida, Rhabditidae. The record is from the annotation of a GenBank genome assembly.
AUGCGUCUCCCAACCAGCAAGAAGCCCAGCGUCAAGAAGCGCCAAGCUCCGGAAUACGUGAAAUUCUUUCAAGCAAACCGCGAAGCUCUCCGUUGUGCAGCUUCCUGGUCCUUGGAAUCGCUGCGGUGCCUCGGCUGCGGUGAGUCAUUCGCCGAACAGUCGCCACUGAACCCAAUCCGCGUCUCCGACGCCCACUUCUGCGAGCAGUGCGCCGCCCGAGACAGUUGCAAGUUGAAGAUUCCCCUUCACGGAGUCUCGGCAGUGAUCGGAUCGGCCGAUCUCGUGCCCGGAAGGACUGGUUAUGUGAUAGGUGCUAAGCUCGAUUUCCCGAAAUGUCCGGUGUGCAACGAGGAAUUUGGCUUCUCCGCCGAGCGCUUGCCGGUUGCUGUGACGUUGGCGAAGGUCCUCUGCACGACUUGCCACAACAACUCCACGCCCAAACCGUCUCGCUGCCUGGCCUCCACCCAAUUUUGGCUCGAGUUCCUGAUAGAUUUCGCGAGGGCCGCUUUUUCGCGCCGAACUUUCCAAGAUCUCGGCAAGCCCGCCCCGAGUGUAGAUGAAGAUGCCUGCCAAGGGUCUUGCGGAAAGAGCUUCCACUACGACGAUCUGCUCUUCUGCGCCGAUUGCCAGGCAAUCAUCUGCGGAUUAUGCCAAUUCAAAGCCCAUCGCAACCACAAGGAGAAGCUCUGCGAGACCUAUCUGUCGACGGUGCGGAUGCUGGACGAGAAGGUGAAGCAGAUGAAGGAAGGGCUCGAAACG